AUGGCACAGGGACAGCAAGGGAAAUGCUUUGUGUUCGUCCUUUUACUAUGCUUCUUCUUCAGUUCAAGUUUGGCACGCAGGAUUCUUAAGGAUCUCCCUAUGAUGGAGGCAAGCAAGGUUGAUCUUACCCAUGUAGUGAAGCCUGGGAUGGUUAGUUUGAGCGAGCAAGAUCAUGACUUGUUCCUUGUAGAACCUGUGCACGUAUUCAAGCCUGGCCUUAAGCUGCAGUCCAUGUCGGGUGAACCAGAUCCUGAUCGCAAAGUCAAGCCAGAGGAUGACAAAGUAAAGCAAGAUCACAUUGUCAAGCUUGAUCACAAAGUCAAGACAGAUGAUGACAAAGUGAAGCAAGAUAACAUUGUCAAGACAGAUGAUGGCAAAGUAAAGCAAGAUCACAUCGUCAAGACAGAUGAUGGCAAAGAAAAGCAAGACCACAUAGUCAAGCUUGACCACAAAGAAAAGCCAGAGGAUGACAAAGUAAAGCAAGAUGGCUUCAAAGAAAAGCUUGACCAUAAUGUGCGGACCAUGGCGAGUGGACUAGAAGAUCUUGACCACAUAGUCAAGCCUAUGGGGUUUGGUGAAGGUAGGGGCUUUGGAAGUGGCAGUGGAGGCAGUGGCUUUGGAGAAGGAAUCGGUUAUGGCAGUGGAGGCAGUGGAUUCGGAGAAGGAAUCGGUUCUGGUGGUGGAGGCAGUGGAUUCGGAGAAGGAAUUGGCUCUGGUAGUGGAGGCAGUGGCUUUGGAGAAGGAAUCGGUUAUGGCAGUGGAGGCAGUGGAUUCGGAGAAGGAAUUGGCUCUGGUAGUGGAGGCAGUGGCUUUGGAGAAGGAAUUGGCUCUGGUAAUGGAGGCAGUGGCUUUGGAGAAGGAAUAGGAUCCUCCGGGUCAGGCCAACCUAACUGUGGUUCAGUCAGGGGAUCUGGUAGUGGAUUUGGCGAAGGCAUUGGACGAGGCAGUGGUGGUUCAGGGGAAGGGAUUGGUAUCGGUAUAGGAGGAAAUGGUGCUGCACCAGGUGUAGUUGUCCCAGGCACAACAAUCCCUCCCAUUGUGGUUCCAGGCACACAGAUUCCCGGUUUUGUGAUUCCAGGAGUCACGGUUCCUGGCUAUGGUUCAGGCUGCCAAACCGGUGGCUGCACCCCAAACGCACCAUAUUACCGCCCCCCACCGGCAUACCAACCACCAUGUUCCCAUUGCCCACCUUUCACUUCAGGACAAGACAAGCACGUGUCGUCACACAAAGGAACCAUGACCGAAGCUCUUGCACCCAUUUCAAACGAGAUGCACGUCUGA
This is a messenger RNA of Microthlaspi erraticum, 1281 nucleotides long. NCBI's taxonomy places the organism in Eukaryota, Viridiplantae, Streptophyta, Magnoliopsida, Brassicales, Brassicaceae. The record is from the annotation of a GenBank genome assembly.